AUGUCAGAUAGCAACGAAAAGCCAUCCUGCUAUGCUUGUGGAGCUAUACUUGAAAGAGAUCAUAUAGGCAUAACAUGCCCUCAAUAUCACAAUCUUUGUUCUGAUUGCUCAAAAAAGUUCGUAGAUAAUAUAUUUGAAGAUUACCAAGCGAAUCUCCCUCCAAAAUGCCCUAUGUGUACAUUAGAAAUUCCAGCUUUGAAUUUUGAGCGUCAGCUAUCUCCUGCUGCCCUUGCUACCUACCAAUUUUAUUCCUUUAUAUAUUAAAAUCUCUAUCAUCAGCCUUUAUGAUCUUAUUAUUUAAUAGAAAGUUUUGUCAAUGGCUUACUAACUUAUUGGUUUAAGCUACUCUGCUCCUUUAUACUUAGCUUCUACAAAAUUGGAAGAAGGUGAAGCCAUGCAAUGGUGCCCGAAAUGCAAUUAUUUCGAAAUAUGAUGCACAACAUCAACAGCUACCCUAUUUUAUUGCAGAAACCCUUCAUGUGAAGAUGUGGUAUGCAUAUUUUGUAAUAAAAGUGUAAAACUCCCUGAUUAUGAAGAAUUUACUAAUAGAGAAAUCAAUAGUGAUGAAGAUGAACAAGAUAUUGAAGAAGAAUACGAAAAAAUGCUUGAAGAAGGCUUUUUUUAUCAUCAAAUUUGUGUGGAAUUGUAUCCAAUGAAGAAAAAAAUUGAUAAUGCUAUUGAAGAAGGAGAGUUUAGACGCUGCCCACAAUGUGGACUUUCAGGGAGAAAAGACGAGUACUGCACACAUAUGACUUGCUCGGUUUGUCAGACUGUUUGGUGCUACUUUUGUGGAAAAAAAGAAGCGGACUGUGAUAAAGAUUAUACAGGAAAUGAUAUACGCUGGGAGAAGUUUUAAAUUGACCUCAAUCUAUUAUUGCUCUGAUAUUUAAAAAUCAAAAUAUGAAGACAAGCACACCCGACUACUUUAGACAAUUUUCAAAAUCUCAUCGCCAAGGUAAAUGUGGUGAGAAACCAGUAGAGAAUCUAUGCCAGUUAUGGCUUGUGUGUCCGGGUAAAUUUGGGCUUAGUUCCUGUCGUUUAAAUCAAAGAAAACCUCCUAUGUCUUUCAGGGCCCUGGCCUUCUUCUCUCUAGACCAGGACAAGACGCCUAGGCAUCAGGGAUUAGCUCUUUUUCUCGCAGAUACAGUGGAAGACACAGCACAUGAUAGACGAAAAGCUUCUCUACUUGGAUCCAGCUGUAUCCCUAUCACUCUAUGCAGCAUAAAUCCAGUCCCCCCUUUAGAAAGAAAGGAAAGCAUGCCCUCAGCGCGCGACACUUUAGCUGUCCAUGGCAUCAGAAGCUAAAGAAGGAGCUAGGUGAUGCUAGAACUAAAUUUGCCAAGCGGUCAUCAACCGAUCAAGCAUAGACAGAAGAUGCCAAAAGCAGAUGAACCAAUAAAGCCCACCCAUCUGCAAUAAGAUUAAUAAUAAAUAUUCAAAAGCAAAAUGGCAAAUCCGUCAACUUGGCAUUAAAAAUCCAUUUUUAGCAUUCAUUUAAUUUAAGAUCGCCAGUUUGACUGAAUAAAAUUUGUAUUUAAAUCCAAAUAUAGUCGUGCACGCAAUAUAUAUUCUUUUCGCCUUGAAAAAGUUUUUUAUUUUUAUCAAAAAUUAUGGGAUUUUCUAUUGAUAUAAAAAACUUAGCUCAAGUUUUCAUUUAUAAAGAUUAGAAUAUAUGCCCAUAAUAUCGAUUGAAUUAGAAAUAAUAAAAGAUGCCCAAUGCACUUUAACCAAAUUCAUGAGCUUGAUGAAAGAUGGCCAGAAAACGAUGAAGAUUGCUUAAAUCGUUUUCAUCAGCUCUUAACAUUAAAAUCUCUAAAGAAGGCUAUCGACGAAAUCGGAGAAAAUAACUAUCUAUUAUACUGUUAUGCAUAAACAGCGAUUAACAAUUCUAUCCUUAUUUAUGUGGUAAUUUUAUUUAAUUCAUAGAAACCAUAUACAAAAUUGCAGAGCACUUUCCAAGUAUAAAAAACAAUGGGUAUGGUAUUCAAGAAAUUUUAUCUGUGCAGGAAGAACCACUGAUUGAUAUGGCAAGGGCUGAUGAAUUUUCUGAAGGAAGAAGAAGCCAUAGCGAUGAAGACAGUUUUAGGUUAAUUAAUUAGAGCUUCCUUGUUUUAUGUCUCGCCCAAUGAUAACUUUCGGAGAAGACUUGUUCAGAUCCCGCAAACUUCUGAGAGUAUACCAUCAUUUAUACCGAAAUAGUGUGCUUCUGCUUUCGUGGCUAUUGAUGCUACUGCGGAACUUUGGAGUGCAAAUUAGGGACUUGAUAGAUGACGCUUCAGCACUGGAGUUCCAGCUAGAGAUAAAUUCCUUAGCUUGCACUGGCACCAGCUGCCUUCGUAGUCGGUGCAGAGGUUAAAAGCUUUUUCUCAAAUGUACAGAGACUUCAGAUGAGGAAGGCAAAACUUACGAAAUACAAAUUUCUAGUAUUCAAGAUUGUGUUUGGGAUCAUACUAUAUAAGGUUCAAACUCUGAGCAUGCCUCGAAAAGGGAUUAAUGACAUUCCAUUUUAUUUGUGCUAAGUGACGAAGAUAGUUUAGAUCCUUUUGAAGACGAGGAAAUUGAAGAACUAGCAGCUGGAAUUGAUGAAUUAUAA
Messenger RNA from Blepharisma stoltei, 2593 nucleotides. NCBI's taxonomy places the organism in Eukaryota, Ciliophora, Heterotrichea, Heterotrichida, Blepharismidae. The record is from the annotation of a GenBank genome assembly.